Molecule: messenger RNA, 2108 nt
Organism: Atta colombica
Lineage: Eukaryota; Metazoa; Arthropoda; Insecta; Hymenoptera; Formicidae
Product: facilitated trehalose transporter Tret1-2 homolog
Exons: 11
Coding region: 452-2080 (542 amino acids)
Biological process (GO): transmembrane transport
Cellular component (GO): membrane
Molecular function (GO): transmembrane transporter activity
Source: RefSeq, a predicted model, not a curated record
UUACACGCAAGACGAUAGACGGAGCUAAGAUUGAGAAUUGCUUCUGCCUGGGCGUUUCCGAAGUAGCGAGACAGACGGGACGAAAUGAAGUUUUCUGCAAAAGUGCUUUAUACUGUGAAUUACGAUCUGUAGAAGAGAGUGCAAUGUUCUCCGGGGAGAUGAAUGAGUCGACCCGCGUGUAAAGUCGCGGCGCCACGUGACUUACAUUCUCGGACAGGAGAGAGAAAGUUGAACCAGAUCAAGAAAUUUUUAUGCUUGUUGGAUGAGGAUAGAAUUAAAAUCUCAAGAAUUUCUUGAGUUACAUAAUGUGGAACGAAAACUACAGCAGAGUUGCGGUGUUGAAUGUGAUCAGAACUUUCUGGUGAUAAACGUAGUGAUCGAGGCGUUCAUCUCGUGACCAGAGGUACUGAUCAGAGAUAUUUAAGGAUUUCAGCUAUUCAGUUGAAUCAAUAUGGCUCUUGAUUUGAGCGAGGAAGGGCGUGCCAUGAUGGACUACACUUCAAUGAGCGAGAGUCCAUUAGAUCUCGAGAACAACAAUAAUAACAAUGUCAAACAUGACAAGAGAAUUUUGAAUGAGAAGGAAUCGACUAUGCAAUCGAAUUCGAAAGGAGUGCUUGCGCAGUGUUUAGUCACAGGUGCAGUAUUAUUGGUGGCAACGGGAGGCGGUAUACCGAUUGGUUACAGCGCAGUUUUGUUGCCACAAUUGUCAGAAGAAAAUAAUACUUUUCAUGUGGAUCGCGAAACUGGUUCUUGGAUAGCUGCAGUUCACAGUCUGGCUACUCCUAUCGGAGCGCUGUUAUCAGGACCGUUUCUUGAUGCGAUUGGUCGACGAGGUUGCCUUCAAUUGUCGUCAAUUCCUCUGUGCAUAGGCUGGUUGAUUAUCGGUUUGUCGAGGAAUGUGACUUCUAUUUUAGUUGGAAGAGUUAUCUGCGGUUUGUCCGUAGGAUUCAUGGCGGUACCCGCACAGGUACUGGUAGGAGAAACAGCGUAUCCAGGUCUCCGCGGCUUCCUGGUGGUUGGUUCAUUCGGCGCAUAUUGCGCUGGAAUUUUGCUGGUUUAUGCUUUCGGUGCUUCUUUUAAUUGGGACAUAGUGGCCUUCUAUGCUAUCGUACUUCCCAUUGCAGCUUUUAUUGCUCUUUGUUUGGUUCCUGAAAGUCCCGCCUGGCUUAUUAGACGGAAAAAAAUAGACAAAGCCAAGAAAGCUCUUUUGUGGCUCAGAGGCGGCAAUACUGAACAGGUGCUUGCAGAGAUAGAGCUCCUAGACACAAGCAUAAAAGCUGAUCUUGCUAGGAAGCCUGUAAAUACCUCAUUUACGAAGAGAAUCUCCUCUGCAAUGUCCACAAUUCGCGAUCCAGGCGUGUUGAAACCAUUGAUUAUUAUCAACGUAUUCAAUGCGCUUCAAUUAAGCAGUGGAACGUACAUUAUUGUCUUUUAUGCCGUUGAUAUGAUCAAGGACAUAGGCAACGGCAACAUUGAUAAUUAUUUGGCGGCCGUGGUGACGGCAAUUAUAAGAUUUAUCUUCUCUCUCGUUUCCUGUGUUUUGUUACUUAAAAUGGGUAGACGAGCUUUAGGCAUCAUUUCAGCACUUGGCACAUCCUUGGCCUCGUUGAUUCUAGCGGGAUAUUUGAUUGCUAGAAAGGAAGGAUCUUCCGUGGAUGUCUAUGUGUUGGCUGUAUGUUUGUUGUUUUAUGUUGGUGCGAAUACCUUGGGUCUGCUAAUACUUCCUGGCCUGAUGGUCGGUGAAUUGAUGCCUCUGAGAGCUCGUGGCAUCGGUGGUGGCUGUAUCUUUUUUAUCUUCAAUCUACUUCUGUUCUUUAUGACCAAAUUUUUUCCAAUGAUAAACAGUCUAGUUGGCACAACAGGAAUCUUCACUAUUUUCGGCAUCUGCUCUUUUUUGGAAGCAAUUUUUAUUUAUCUUGCUCUACCAGAAACGAAGGAUCGCACGCUUCAAGAAAUUGAAGAAUACUUUCAACAAAGUAACUUUCUAUGGAUAACCAGAACAAAAAUGAAAAGAGAGAACAUAGGUGUGCCUACAAAAGCUGAAUUUAAUUGUUUAAUCCCUUUAUCUGAGUGUAAAUAAGAAUAAAAAAACGUAAUUAGGAUUUAUG